Molecule: messenger RNA, 1564 nt
Organism: Argentina anserina (silverweed cinquefoil)
Lineage: Eukaryota; Viridiplantae; Streptophyta; Magnoliopsida; Rosales; Rosaceae
Exons: 4
Coding region: 647-1456 (269 amino acids)
Source: RefSeq, a predicted model, not a curated record
UUCACAAGGUGGCUAGCUUUUUGAAUGUGAUGCAUGCUAUAAAGGGUGGCUGGGUUGGGCAAACAUUUGCCCUUGCUAAAAACAAUGAAUCUGAAGGAAGGAAGUCCCGAAUCCGGCGUUCAAAGGAGGAGAGGAAGGAAAUGGUUGUAGCCUUUAUUAGAAAGUAUCAGAAUCUACAUAAUGGGAGUUUUCCAUCACUUAAUCUGACCCACAAGGAAGUUGGUGGGUCUUUCUACACUGUAAGAGAAAUUGUCCGAGAUGUAAUCCAAGAAAAUAGAGUGCUGGGUCCUGCUAAGUUCAUUGCAGAGGAUCAGACUAUUGAUCAGUUUUUGGAACAUAAUCCACUUGGUUCGCUUGCUGCAGAACCUCAAGAUGCUUUGUCAAAUGCAUCAAAUAAUUCUAAGUUUGCCAACAAUCAAGCUCGGGGUACAGUUCAAGAAAUGGUUUUGGCUUCUGAUGGGCAUUUGUUUACCCUUGAACAUCAGAUUGUCAACCAAGGCCGAGUCAUCAAUGGCACUGCAGCAGAAGUGGAUGCAAAGAAGUGGAGCAUAAAGAGUUGCAAUUAAAGUUACCAGUGGAAACAGAGAAUAAGGUUGCUGAAGAAUCUGUAGUAUCUGAUGGGAAUUCUGUUGGUCAUAAGCAUCAGAUGUUUGACAAUGGUAGCCAGGUUGAUCUGAAAGACAAAAAACCUGAGGAAGUAUAUGCAGAGCAUAGAACAAGUGAGCCUUUGGAAGUAGAGAAGAAUGUUGGGGAACUUUCGGGAACAUCUAGGUCUAGACUGGCCUCCAUAGAAGCAGAUGUAGUAGUUGAGACAUUUCCAUUACCGCCAAUUACUAGGAAUACUGAAAGCUUGGAUGAAAAGGUAGAAGUGAGACAUUUUGCUUUAUCUACUGAGGAUAAAGGUACCAAAGAGAUGGGGUUGACUGCUGGUGUUGAUAGUUGGUCGUUAGAUACUGUACAUUCCAUGAAGAGCUUGGUGGGCGAUAAAGUAGCUUUGGAAAGCCCCUUAGUUGGAAACAAAUCAAGCUCAGUGAAUAAGGAAGCAUUAGAAAUUGACAGAGACUUAUCUCUGGAGAGCACAAAUCGCUCAACCCUUGAAGGAAGCACAGACCCUGAGUUCAAAGCAUCUGCAAAUGACGUUCUGAUAUCUGAGAGCUUUGAACAAAUUGAAGCCACUGCUGGAGCUAAGACAAUAGAAUCUCUGGGUACAAAGAACCGUAAUGGUACCAGUGUCCACGAUGGGUUGUCACAAACCAAGGAGGUGCUUGUGGUUGAGGAUGAAGUUGGUGUGCCCUCCAGCGCAGGCCUGCAAAAAGGAAGCAACCCCACUUUAGACCGGAUUAAUCUCGAAUCAUGGCAAAGGGCAUCUAAAAAGUCUGAAAAACGAGAAGGCAAACCUUUCUGGGCUGUAUUUAAAGAGUAUAUAGACGCCUUUGUGAAGUUUUGGUCCGAAUGAGCUUUGAGUGUGCUUUGAAAUAUUUGUAUUGCUGAGUGAACAAUAUGUACCUGCUAAGUUUAUUUGUGAUGUCAGUUUUAUUAGAUCAUGAAUAAAUUUUUUUCCCUA